Messenger RNA from Aedes albopictus (Asian tiger mosquito), 1858 nucleotides. RefSeq names its product acyl-coenzyme A thioesterase 9, mitochondrial. The transcript has 5 exons. Gene Ontology annotation, biological process: acyl-CoA metabolic process. Gene Ontology annotation, molecular function: fatty acyl-CoA hydrolase activity. Gene Ontology annotation, cellular component: mitochondrion. The record is from RefSeq and is a predicted model, not a curated record. The coding region runs from base 215 to 1621 and encodes 468 amino acids. NCBI's taxonomy places the organism in Eukaryota, Metazoa, Arthropoda, Insecta, Diptera, Culicidae.
GUUUUGUCUGACAAAUUGUAAAUAAACAAGCUCGUUUCGCGCUCCAGUUCAGUUCACUUUUCACAUUUUCUCUGAAAAAAUUGCGUGUGACGAACAGUUUUAGUUGAUCUCUGUGUUUCGUUAGAGCUAGGCUAGGCAAAACAGUAGUUAUUUAUAAUUGAAACAGAGUUUGCCAUAGUUCGCAAUUGUUCUGUCGCUGGGAAAGUGAAGCAGCAUGUUCCUUCUGAGAUCACCUCUCGCGUCAUCGAUUGGAUCAAAGUUGUUCCAAAAAACGACUGCCCUUCGGACUUCGGCAGCCGUUAUCAGUGCGAACAGCAAUGGUGUUGGUAAAUUUGCCGUAUUUGGUCAAAGCUUGUCGCACAUCAGUUACCUGAAGGGGCAGGGAGACCUGGAAUGUACCGCCGGAACAAUGACCGACGUAAAGCAAAUCAUCAUCAAAAAGCUCGGCAUCGAGGUGGGAUACACCCCAUUCGUGAGUACACGUGAGCAUCUCACUCAGUAUGCACCGAGAACCUUGGAGGAAUUACCUCCGCGCAGUAUGCAGGACUCGUUCACUUCGGCUAUCAUCCCUUUGACGAGCGAUAAGAUUCUCAAGGAUAAAUACGUCGGUUUUAUGGGGAACGUUCGGUUGGGUCGCCUCAUGGAGGACAUGGAUAUGUUUGCUGUGUGGGUAGUGCAUAAGCACUUAUUACUGCCAAACCUACCGGAAGGAGUGGCCCUGCCGUACACGUUUGUUACCGUCAUGGUGGACAAGAUAGAUUUUACGGAUUUGGUUCCGACUCACGAUGCAGACAUUCGGCUCUCCGGACACGUUAGCUGGGUGGGUCGCACUUCGAUCGAAAUCGUAGUAUGGAUGGAGCAAAAGUUGCACGGCAAGUGGCGCAAAUUGACCCGCGCUUUGUUCCUGAUGGCGGCUAGGGAUGCAACCAAUACGAAGGCAGCUCUAAUCAACCCUCUGAUACCGGCCAACGAGGAGGAGAAGGUCAUUUUCGAUGGAGGAGAAUCUCGUAAAAAGCGACGUAUCCAACUGCAGAAGGAAGACUUGCUGAAAACGGAACCGAAUGACUUCGAGCAAGGGCUGGUGCAUGAUUUGUUUGUUAAAUCGAUCGAUACGAAGAGUCGUGCUUUUAAUAAGCGAAUCCUGCCCCCGGGAUACACCUGGAUGGAGGAUGCCACCAUGGCCAACAUUGUUUUCUCCCACCCGGAAGAUCGCAAUGCUCACAAUAAAGUUUUCGGUGGUUUCCUAAUGCGAAACGCAUUGGAACUGAGUUGGGCAUUGGCGUACAAUUUCGCCAAACGGCGACCGAAACUAGAACACAUUUCCGAUAUCAGUUUCCACCAUCCCGUCGACGUAUCCUCGAUGCUGAACAUGCAGGCUCAUGUGAUCUAUACCGAUCUCCAUUAUAUGCAGAUCGUCGUGCUGGCGGAUGUCUAUGACGCCGUCACAGGACAACAAACCACCACCAACUCGUUCUACUAUACUUAUUCGGUGGCAGAACGGCUGCCUCACAUAAUGCCCAAAACUUACCAUGAGGCCAUGUAUUACAUAGAAGGACGUCGGAAAUUCCGUUUUGCUAUGGGCCUUGACGCUCCGAAGGGCACAACAGGUCCUACUCAAUAGAGUAGUGAUUGAAGAUUUGAACCUUUUUUGGGAGAAUAUCGUACUUCAAGUGCAACUAAAAUUUGAUAUUAUUUUUGUCAAAACAGGUGCUUAUUUUUUAAUAAUUGGAUGUUAAUUCUGUUGUUAUUCUGUUCUACCCGCCGUAUAUGGACGCUUAUAUUAUAUAUUGCAAACGCUAUUGUGUAUUAUAACUACUACUUACCGCCAGUAAUAAUUAUAAUUACUAGUUAAAGUUCA